AUGAGUUUAUUUUUGAUCAUACUAAAUCAUUUGAACUAUAAUAUAUAUGAUCUCGAACUCACGGCUAUUCAGAACAACUCGGAGCUGAGGAAACUUCUCACCGCGACAUCGAGCAGGUCGAUUAUUGUGAUAGAAGAUAUUGAUUGUUCUGUUGAUCUAACGGGCAAGAGAAGGAAGAGAGAUGGUGACUUGAGCGUCAAGAAAGAUGGAGAAGAUCAAAACCAGAGCAGAGUCACACUCUCUGGGCUUCUGAACUUCAUAGAUGGGAUAUGGUCGGCUUGUGGACAAGAGAGGAUUAUUAUUUUCACGACGAAUCAUAUCGAGAAACUAGACCCGGCUUUGAUCAGGAGAGGAAGGAUGGAUAUGCAUAUUGAGUUGUCUUAUUGUAGCUUCGAGGCGUUCAAGGUUCUUGCAAAGAACUACUUGGACGUUGAUUCUCAUCUUCUGUUUGGUGAAAUCGACUCUUUGCUGAAGGAAACAAAGAUCGCUCCGGCUGAUGUCGCAGAGAAACUGAUGGCCAAGAAUCAUAAAGUAGACGUCGACGGAUCGCUCAAAGACUUGGUUGAGAGUUUGGAGAGGAGGAAGAAGCACCAGAGAGGUCACGGUGAUGAUCACAAGAAGAAGUUUGGUGGCAAGAAACUCAAAAUAUUAAGCGGAUUGUUUUCUUUUUAAAUAUUUUUUUCUGUUUAACCUGUGUGAAUGUGAUAUAUGAGUGUAAGAAUUUCUGUUUGAUCAUAAUAAUAAUAACUUAGAUUUAUUUUAUUUUUGAAGAUAAUAGUUAAAUUUUAUUUAGCAAAUGUAUAGAUAUUGUAUCUAUAUAAACACACACAUACACUGACACAAUCAUAAACUCAAAUAUUUCAUACUAAACCUUUAGGCUUUAAUGGUCACUGCAUGGUUGAGCGGAUCGGUUAUCGGUUCACUGACUUCUCUGGUUUAUUCCCCAAACCAUUAACUGCCACCUCAUCGGUUAAGCUGCUUGCAGGGACUAGUUUUCGGUUCGCUACACUCUAAAUGGUUUAUUCACUGUCCUACUAGUUCUCUGCGUCGAUCUGGACUUGCUUAGUUUCAUUGGAUGAGAUCUUGAGGUCUCCAAGUGGCAGCAUUUUAUUGGAUGACGAGGAGCUGACGUGGCUUGAAGAAGCUGUAUCCAGGAAACGAACAAUGACACAUGUGAUGUUGUCUUUGCUUACUCUCUUGAUUGCUUCUGCCACAAGUUUCUUGGCGGAGUCCUCUGGAUCUUCAACUUCCUUAACCAUUGCAACUG
This is a messenger RNA of Brassica napus (rape), 1267 nucleotides long. Its product is annotated as AAA-ATPase At3g28600-like. The transcript is spliced from 2 exons. The coding region runs from base 1 to 672 and encodes 223 amino acids. NCBI's taxonomy places the organism in Eukaryota, Viridiplantae, Streptophyta, Magnoliopsida, Brassicales, Brassicaceae. The record is from RefSeq and is a predicted model, not a curated record. Gene Ontology annotation, molecular function: ATP hydrolysis activity; ATP binding.